AGAAAGAGUGAAAAGAAAAAGGAAGAGAGUGAGAAGAGAAAGAAGGAGUGAAAAAGAAAAAGAGAAAGAGUGAGAAGAGAAAGAAGGAGAGAGACUGUAAGACUGAACUGUAGCCUCUUCCUCGUUCGCUCCUGUUCAGUGUUCAGACUGAAGUUAGUUCUGGUUUGUUUAAUGCUGUAAUAGCUGAUCUGGUUUAUUUGCAGUGUGAACGCUCUGUUUGCACUGAUUCACUUCAGUUCAGUUCGUAGCUGCUGCUCCAGUUUAACCGCUGUUUGCGUUGGUUUAGUUCCAUUUAGCUCUUCAGGCUCGUAGCAUGUGGGCGCUUUAGCAGGCCACGCCCACUCCUCACACUAUACACUUUUUUUUAUUUGGUUUUAUAGCGCACGUGCAGCUGUUUGUAUUGGUUUAAUUCGGUUUACCUAUAGUAGGUGUUCACAUUCAGGCUCAAAACGUGCAGCAUGUGGGCACUUUAGUUUAACAAGCCACACCCCUUUAUCGCUACAGGCUCCGCCCCUUCACUGGAUAUCGCCAUAAACUUUGUUUAGUUUGGUGUGUAGCUGCUGUUUGUUUUGGUUUAGUUACGUUGUUUACAUUAAGGCUCGAAACUUGCCCUUGUUUCCAGUGAAUUCAUCAAGCCACACCCCCUCAUCGCUACAGGCUCCGCCCCAUUGCUGGAUAUUGCUGUUAGUUUUAUGUAGUUUAGUGCUCAGAUACUGUUUAUACAGGUUCAGUUCACUUUAGCAACAGUGUUUACAUUAAGGCUCGAAACCUGCUCCCGCUUGUGGACAGCUAGUUCAACAGGCCACGCCCUCGAGUCAGUCUUAAGGCUCCGCCCCCUGUCACCGGUAUAUCUCCUUUACCGCUCGUGCUGGUCUCACUCAGAGCUGAACAUGAACAACCCUGAAAAGCAGCAGCAGCACUAUAAAUAACGUCCACUCUCUCACAGCGGGCAGCUGGUGUUUGUGUCCAGAUAUUGCACAACCCUCGGACUCAGAGGGCCUGCUGAUGAAGAGAGAGGGAGCGCACAAGCCCAGCUUUAGUUAGAAUAAGUGUAGGUGGGGGCAGGGGGUUACCUGUGCUGCGAGAUAUUAACCAGAUGCUCGGUGGUCACUCUGCAGGACAUUGUGUUUAUAACGAAGUGUCCAGUUUCUUCGUUUGCUGAGAAGAUCAGGAUGUAACUUGGACCUAAGCACCUUCACUCAGGCACUCUCUUGUCAGGAUGAGCGGCGGAAAGAAGCGGAGCGGCUUCCAAAUCACCAGCGUCACCUCCGACUACAACCAGACCGUGGGGGAAAGCUCCGGCCCCAAAGUGCCCGUCAGCCCCGAAACUGCUGCUUCCCCAUUGAUGAGCAAUGGGGCUCAGAAAGACUCUGGAGACCAGGCCACGCCCACUACAGCUAUGCUAAAUGGCCCCUCCUUCAGCCACACUCUAAGCCCAACCCUCCAGACAUACCAGACUUUGAGCCAGCCCAGCACUCCCGUCACCAUGCGGAAGCAGAGCUCAUUAGACCAAACGGGCGCCGGGGGCGGAGCCUCACGGUUCCGCGUGGUACGACUGGGACAGGGUCUGGGCGAGCCGUACAAGCGGGGCCGCUGGACGUGUGUGGACGUGAUGGAGCGGGAGGCGGAGGAACGCGGGCUCCGCCGGGUGAUUGACAGCAUGAGGCACGCCCACUCUCUGGAGUCACUGGAGACGGUGGGGCUGGGCGGGGCCGAGGGCCCGGUGGGCGGGGCCGUGCUAAAGCCCCUGGGUGUGCGAGGGCUGAGAGCGGGUCACAUGGUACACUCCCAGGGGACCACCCACCAGCUGGCCGGGUACAGAGUGGACGCCGCCCACAGCGGGCCACCGUCACCCACACACACACCCACGUACCACUUCAGAGCGACUCGCUCCCAGCCGGCGUCCCCCGGCCCCCACACUGCUCGAGACGGACCGUUCCACCCGACCCUCACUCCGAUCCAGACCCCCUCAGCUCUGGCCCUGGCUCAGUCCAUGUUCGGAGUUGGGGGGGCCUUCGAGCUGGUCAGCGAUGAGAGUGUGAGAAAGCUGGUGUCCGUAUUUGAGACCCGGAAACAGCCCCGCCCACUUCCCCUCCCUCCAUCGCACUCUUCUCCUUCCCUCUCUUCAUCACUCCCACCUUCACACUCUUCUCAAAGCCCCACCCCCAGCCCAAACCCCUCCUCUAACACUCUACAAGCCACGCCCACCUUCAGAUCAUCCUCUCCGGUUCUAAAAGCAGGACCUGCCAAUGAACCAUGCACCCCUCCAGCAUCAGGAACCGCCCCCUCAACCUGGUCCAGACCUCCGUGCACUCCUCCCAUCCCACAUUCUCUCCUCGGCAGAGAGAGAGGGAGCGAUGGAGGAAGGCAGGAAGUUGUGUUGAGAGGGAACGGAACUGGGCGGAGGGUUCCGCGGGUUAGGCUGCGUGACUCAUGGCCAAUUGGAAGGCUUAAUUGCUUCGAGGAAAACUUCCUCUCAUCUGUCACAACACAAAACAAAAAAUCAGCCGGCUGUGAUCAGUGCCCUCCAGCGUUUGACAGGCGCAGGCUGAGGCUGGUACGCUUCACUUCACGGCCUGUUAGUUAUCCCUCAGUGACCCCUGAUUGGGCCUGUACUGCCUCCACCACAGGGCAUACCACCAGGUCUACCUCUGCACCCAGAUCCACCUCCACCACAGGACCCAAAUCAAACUCCAACACAGGUCCCAAAUCCACCUCCACCACAGGUCCUAAAUCUACCUCCACCACAGGACCCAAAUCCACCUCCAACAGAGGUCCCAAAUCUAUCUCCACCACAGGACUCAAAUCCACCUCCAGCACUGGUCCCAAAUCCAUCUCUGCAAUAGGAGAUAAAUCCAUCUCCACCACAGGACCUAAAUCCACCUCCACCACAGGUCCUACAUCUACCUCCACCACAGGACCCAAAUCCACCUCCACCACGGGUCCUAAAUCUACCUCCACCACAGGACCCAAAUCCACCUCCAACACAGGUCCCAAAUCCAUCUCCACCACAGGACCUAAAUUCACCUACACCACAGGAACCAAAUCCACCUCCACCACAGAACCAACCAACAGUUCUAUCACAGGAACCAAAUCUUCUGCCAUGGGACGAGAUUAUACCUCCACCACCGGACCCAAAUCUACCUCCACCAUAGAACCAACUACCAGCUCCAUCACAGGAACCAAAUCCACCUCCACUACAGGAUCCAAAUGCUCCUCCACCACAGGCCCUGCAACUGCCUCCACCACUGCACCCAAAUUCACCUCCAUCACAAGACCCACUACGGAUGUUUCAGACACUUCAGCAGCCUCUGGAUCUAGUGGAUCCAAACUCAGCUCCGCCAUAGGGACUGAACAUCUCACUGACAGCUCCAAUUCUGAGCCCUCCAAUAUUUAUACUGCCAGGAGCCCUGCUGGGUGUACUGCUAGCUCCACAACAGGCACUAAUGCUAGCUCCACCACAUGGUCUAGUCCUGGCUCUGUCACAGGGACUAACAGCAGUAGUUACACUUCAGGCACCACUGCUAGUGCCCUGACCUGCACUAAUGCUAGCUCUGCCACAGGCACUACUAGCAGUAGCUGUGCUACAGUCAGUGCUGCUAGCUCCAUGACAGGGACUGAUGUUAGCUCCACCAGAGGGACUGUUAGCAUUGCUGCUAGCUUUAUGAUAGAGACUGAUUCUAGCUCUGCCACUGGGACUGCUAGCCGUAGCUGCACUAUAGUUACAGCUGCUAACUCCAUGACAGGAACUAAUGCUAGCUGUGCUAUAGGGUUUGCUCCGAAUCAACCAAACCAAGGACAGUAUGUGGGAUCUCCAGGGAAUGUUCCUCAGCGUUGUAGCCCAAACAGACUCAGCGAGGUGCUCUUGUCUUCUGGAUAUCCUGAAAAACACAUCCCGUCUGGUGCGUGUUGUGGUUCAGUCCCUGCUGGUGGCCCUUUUCUUGUUUCCAGAGCUAAUAAGAGGCUGUUUGAAGGCCAGUCUUGGAUGCCUCGGUGUCCAGAACAGCUGCGUAGUGCCUCCAGGUCAACUGACGCCAGUGUAGCUCCCAAUAAGAGUAAGGGGCAGGAAAAGGGGGCGUGGCUCAAACACAAGCAGGGGCUCCGCCCCUCUGACUCCGCCUACUUCUCUCUGCUGCUGUUCUUGCGCAGCGGAUCCAGUGGCAGCAUGAUCGCCAUCGACAACAAGAUCGAGCAGGCCAUGGACCUGGUGAAAGCCCACCUGAUGCUGGCGGUGAGGGAGGAGGUGGACGUUCUGCGAGAGCAGAUAAAGGAGCUGUCUGAGAGGAACGCUCAGCUAGAGAGAGAGAACUACAUCCUGCGUGCCCUCAGGGACCCACACUGAGGCAUGAUGGGAAACGGAGUCUUUACUACAGGCGGCCGGCAGUUAAAAGAAUGGAGAAACUACAGAGAGAAGACUGUUAACGGACUCUGAGGAGAACAGAGAACUGUAGAGUGAUAUUCACUGUUCACAGUGCCUUACACACACACAUACACACACACACACACACACACACACACACACACACAGUAGAGUUUAGUGUUAAACUCACACUCUGAAUGCAUUUUUAAUGAAAAGGUUUAAAAAAAAAGCCAUGAUUUUUUAAGAAUGAUUUUUGAUGAUGAUUCAUUAAUUAACAGUUGAUAGCAAUAACGAGACUCUAAACUCUUAUUUCUUUACUGCUUAUUUAUUGUUGCCAGAGUAUUUUGAGAAUUAUGUAGAUUCUCUCUCUUAAAGGGGAACUCCACCAACUGCACCAGAAUGUCUGCAUGAUUAACUGGUUGAGAUGUAAUCAGAGCGGUUCAGAGUCGCUCAGAGCGGUUUGGUGUGAAACGCUCUGUUCUAGAUAAACUUACUGAGUCAGAACUGUUCACAGUGGUGCUGAUAGGAACCAGACGUCCCCCUCUAAAAGCUCCCUCACAGAAAGUUCCUACAGUAAAUGGUUAUGAAUUCACUGCCUGAUGACUGAGACACUGCUUUAUGAUAGUUUAGAGAACUUAAACUCCAUUCAUGGUGGAGGGAUACAUGCAGGGAGCUGUGAGGCAAAAUAGUCCCCGAAGAAAACUCAUCACCAUAGAUACAAUUAUCAUCAAAUACAGUGACAUCUAAACAUCCUACGCUUCUGUCCUGCAUUCUGUUCUAAUUUAGUUCUGUUUUUUAUUAGAAAUGAACAUAAUCGGUGUAACAACUUGAGUGAAAAGUGGAUUAACGCCACCUUUACUAUCAUCAGCAUUGAUGAAAACUGAUUCAUAAACACAGCAAAUAUGAAUAGUGACUCAGUAUUCCUUCAUUUUAUCCAUCAUAACGUUUUGUGUUUUAUUUUUUUCCCAAUUCUCUUAAACUUUGUUAUUUUUUUUUCCAGUUUUAAAUAUUUAAAAAAUCAAUGUUGUGUCAGACCUUUGGACCCCACUGUGUCCCCAGUAGCAAGAAUACAGUGGACCACUGUCGGCCCGCUGACGGCAGGGCUGGCGGUCCACUGGUGUUUUGCUCAGCGUUUUCCUGGUCGCCCUCUGGUGGUUAAGCAGAGUGAUAAAAAUGCCACCUUUCAUCACUCAUUUUCCGCUCACAGUCCAAUUUACUGAUUUUUCAUUUCUUCUUUCUUUUGUUUUCCUUUGUAAAUUAGUUUAGUGACUAAUUUUAGUAAUCACAGUGUCAUCAACAACAUUUUCAACCAAACCACUUUAUAUCAGGCCAUUAUUUUUUUGUCUCAGUUGUUCGUAAUAUUCGUCUUAGUUCAUUUUCCAAAGUAAAGGUCUGUAAGCAUUUAAAAUCUGUUUAAUCUGGAGAUUAAAAACUAGUUAGAGCUUGUACGCAAGACAGUAAACUGGGUGGUCCGAGGGUGGACCAGCAGUGGCCUACGGUCGACCUUAUAAAGCCAGCGGGCCGAUAUGCGCUUGUUGUCUGGGUAAAAAUUCACUGGUGGUUCUGGAUAGUAAAUAAAAUGUCUAUAUCUGUGUUGUAGUCAUGGCGACCCCUGGUUCCUAUCACCACCACUGUAAAGACAUCUGAACCAUUUCACACCAAACCACUCUGAAUCACUCUCACACUGAAAUUUUGAAAAAAUGGGUGGAGCUGCCCUUUUUAAGGUCUGUCUGAGUGAGAGAGCUAAUAAACGAGUAACUAGUUAAAGCGUUAAA
This is a messenger RNA of Colossoma macropomum (tambaqui), 6135 nucleotides long. RefSeq lists its product as uncharacterized. Gene Ontology annotation, biological process: regulation of transcription by RNA polymerase II. NCBI's taxonomy places the organism in Eukaryota, Metazoa, Chordata, Actinopteri, Characiformes, Serrasalmidae. The record is from RefSeq and is a predicted model, not a curated record. The coding region runs from base 1220 to 4342 and encodes 1040 amino acids. The transcript has 5 exons.